AUGAUUUGCUGUGGAGGCGCAGAAGAAGACAGUUAUAUCAGCGGUCCACCGGUUAAUCAAAAUACAGCACCUCCGAGAGCCGGCAAUCCUUAUGGUGGUGGAACGGGUGGUGGUAGUGAAAGAGGAGAGCCAAGGAGUGCUGCUAAGAGUGGAGCUCCUCAGAAAGUUUUACCUAUUGAGGUACCAGAAAUGUCCUUGGUUGAGCUAAACAGACUUACUGGCAACUUUGGAAAGAAAACUCUCAUUGGAGAGGGAUCUUAUGGCCGCGUUUUUUGUGCUAAAUUAAGCAACGGCCAACAAGCAGCAAUAAAGAAAUUGGAUACUACUUCUUCACCAGAACCAGAUUCUGACUUCACCGCCCAGUUAUCAAUGGUUUCAAGACUUAAGCACGAGCAUUUUGUAACACUGUUAGGAUGUUGCCUCGCAGCAAACAAUCGGAUCUUGGUUUAUGAGUUUGCAACUAUGGGCUCGCUGCAUGAUGUAUUACAUGGCAGAAAAGGAGUACAAGGUGCUGAGCCUGGUCCAGUUCUUACCUGGAAUCAGAGAGUCAAAAUUGCUUAUGGUGCAGCUAGAGGACUUGAAUAUCUACACGAAAAAGUUCAACCGCCAAUUAAGCAUCGGGAUGUAAGAUCCAGCAAUGUACUACUCUUUGAUGAUUUUACUGCAAAGAUUGCUGAUUUCAACUUGACAAACCAGUGUUCGGACACAGCAGCUCGUCUGCAUUCAACUCGAGUACUGGGGACAUUUGGCUACCAUGCUCCAGAGUAUGCUAUGACAGGACAGAUAACACAGAAAAGUGAUGUUUAUAGUUUUGGAGUUGUUCUGUUAGAACUCUUGACAGGAAGGAAACCAGUAGAUCAUACAAUGCCAAAAGGGCAACAGAGUCUUGUCACAUGGGCGACUCCACGACUAAGUGAAGAUAAAGUAAAGCAGUGUGUAGAUCCUAAGCUAAAUAAUGAGUACCCUCCAAAAGCAAUUGCUAAGAUGGCAGCUGUUGCAGCACUUUGUGUUCAAUACGAGGCAGAUUUCCGCCCAAACAUGACAAUUGUCGUCAAGGCACUGCAACCACUACUCAAUGCAAAACCAGCAGGAGCAGAGCCGCAUGCAUAGAUAGAA
Molecule: messenger RNA, 1116 nt
Organism: Solanum verrucosum
Lineage: Eukaryota; Viridiplantae; Streptophyta; Magnoliopsida; Solanales; Solanaceae
Product: probable protein kinase At2g41970
Exons: 7
Coding region: 1-1110 (369 amino acids)
Biological process (GO): protein phosphorylation
Molecular function (GO): ATP binding; protein tyrosine kinase activity
Source: RefSeq, a predicted model, not a curated record